AGAAGCUCUCUUGAAUGGAAGCACCUGCUGAUUGGCUCCGCUACGCCUCUUGUAGCAGAGACUACGAGUCUACGACGCCGGCUCGCCGAGACCGUCCUCCUGGACACGGCAGCAUCGACUCUGGUAUCGAAAAGACCAUUUUGGCGAAGAACGGUCGCGCUCUGAACCAGAGCCAUGGCGGGUACACUGUACGGACGCCGGACUCCACCACUACCACCGCCGAGGGGGGCUUCUAGCCUCAUGGCGGCCCAUCGGGCCGGCAGUGAUAUGUCCCGUUAUCACGGUGUUCCUCGAGAUAUCUUCGAUGACCUGCCAGAGUCUACGGUUGAUCCAGUUGUGGAUGACAGACACGUGACCAUGGACGAUUUUGGAUAUGAGGAUGAAGAUCCUCAGCCUUGUCAACCGAGGAGAUUUCAUUCGUCGUUGCUACCUACCCAAACGGUUGUCCGCCAGGAAUGCGUAGAAGGGACGGUCUUUGGGGUGCUCACCACACCGAAAUGCCAGCGAAAGACUGCGUUCCAUGGCAGAACCACUGUGACAUACCAGCAAGACUUGCCAGUGCCUCCUUUGAGGGAUCGAAGCAGCGCUUCGUUCAGCCAUAGUCUGCCAGCAAAGUACAGCGUCGAAGAACCCGUGCGACGAACUCGACUUUCAACGCUCGACUAUCGCAGCAAGAGCUUUCUAGAUCAUUCACACGCGUGUUGUCUUCGAGAUCGAACGCUCUGUUGUAGGCCUACUUCCUGGGGUGAACGCUCUCGACAAGGCCUCGAGAACAGAGAACCAAUUAACCACUGCUUCAACACCAACGUCCGCGUACCCCGACAGAUAUUAAGUGAUAACUUUCAAGACUUCUGCCAGACUAUGCUUACAUCUGACAGGCAAGCAGUCGACAGGAUUAGCAACGGCUCCCAGUCUUCAAGACGACCCAUGGCACCACCGGGGAAACCCGACCUUCAUUUUCGCAUAACGUCUCGGAAGGACGCCACCAGAAAUUCGUUUGGAUCAGACAAGACAUCGAACGUGCAAGAGAUAUUGAAAAAGAUGACUAGUCAGAACAUCGAUCAUGUUCCCGCCUCGUACAGCGCCACUCAUUACACAAAAGAGAAAACGGAUACAAAGCAUGACAACGAUGCUCUCGACCACGACGCCAUGCAAGUUAUCAAGCAGUUAGACCUGUCCAUUGGUGACGAAGAAGACGCGUACGUGGACGGUCCGCCACCUCCGAUUUAUCCGAAGCGGUCGAGUGUCCCGACAGAGUCACCGGCGAGGCAUUACGAGACGUCAACCAGGCAUCCAGUCACCGAUGCGGAGGCGCAGGAAGACAACCUCAUCGAAGAAGUCUCCAUGCCAGGUUCGAAUAAGAAAGCGUACCAGGCAUUCUCCAAGACGCGGGGGUCGCUCAGAAAACAGCCGUGCGAAUCCCAAGGUAAUGGCGUCACGGAACGGAUUGGAUUGUUUAACAAGAACAAUGGGUUAGAAGUGGACGUAGAAGCGGAGGUCCACAGCAACGGAGACAAGUCACAGACGCAGUCGAACAAGCCACCGUCGGACUCUGGAGACAUCUGUGUCAUGCCGGACGAUUCGCAGCUGGGCCGCAGCGACACUGCGGACAGCGGUGUGGCCAGCCGUCCAGGAUCCGGUACCGGCAGCCACUUUAUCGUGGUAGCCAUUGAUUUUGGUACCACGUACAGCGGGUACGCGUUUAGCUUCACACGAGACCCGGACAACAUCCACAUGAUGAGGAAAUGGGAAGGCGGAGAUCCUGGUAUCAUCAACCAGAAGACACCGACGACGUUGCUGCUCAACCCGGACGGAGAGUUCCACUCGUUUGGGUUCACGGCACGUGAUGUCUACCACGACCUUGACGCCCAGGAGGCCAAGCGAUGGAUGUUCUUUGAGAAGUUCAAGAUGACGCUGCAUAGUAAUGAGAACCUUAGCCGCGAUACAGAGAUCAUUGCUGCCAACGGCAAACCCAUGCCAGCCCUCACUGUUUUUGCCCACGCACUACGCUAUUUCCGUGACCAAGCGCUCAAAGAGCUCAGUGAGCAGUCAGCCACCACUAUUUUGCCAGACGACGUCCGAUGGGUGGUGACCGUGCCCGCUAUCUGGAGGCAGCCUGCCAAGCAGUUUAUGCGUUCGGCCGCGUACAAGGCGGGCAUUGGAUCACCCGACUCACCGGAUCAAUUGAUCAUUGCCCUGGAGCCAGAGGCAGCCUCCAUCUACUGCCGGAAGCUGCGGAUGCACCAGCUGGUUCCUGAUGCACCGCCUCCAACGAGACUUUACCUCUUCAGGGACAUUAUUCCUGACUUGAACGUGGAUCGAGCUGUUGAGGACAAACCAGACCUCGGCUUCCUACCGUCUUUGCGUUCAGAAGUUAUAGAGGAUUAUCUUUACGGAGGAACACGCUACAUGGUAGUGGACUGCGGAGGUGGAACUGUGGACAUUACCGUCCACGAGCUGCAUGAUCAGCAUGGCACGCUGAAAGAGUUACACAAAGCAACUGGAGGUCCCUACGGAUCUGUGGGCAUAGACAUGGAGUUUGAGAAGCUUUUAUACGAUAUCUUCGGAGCGGACUUUAUGGAGCAGUUCAAGUUGAAAAGGCCCGCUGGGUACGUCGACUUGAUGGUGGCGUUUGAAGCACGCAAGAGGAAUGCCAGUCCGUACAAGGACACUCCGUUGAACAUAUCGUUGCCAUUUUCGUUUAUUGAUUACUACAAGAAAUGCAAAGGAAACAGCGUCGAAAAUGCAAUAAAGAAACAUGGCAACAAGGACGUCAAGUGGUCUUCGCAGGGCAUGCUUCGCAUCGAGCCCGCAGCCAUGAUAGAGCUUUUUCGUCCAACUGUCACAAACAUCAAACAGCACAUCUCAAACGUCCUCAACAAUCCGCGCGUAGGCACCAUCCACUACCUCUUUCUCGUCGGAGGCUUCGCGGAGUCCCAAAUCCUCCAGAAAGACAUCCGCGACGCUUUUUCUGGACAAGUCAAGGUGGUCAUUCCGCAAGGUGUCAGCCUGGCCAUUCUGAGAGGAGCCGUCCUCUUUGGCCUCGACCCGAUGAUAGUGAACGUGCGAAGGUCCCGCAUGACUUACGGCGUCGGCGUCCUCAACCGAUUCAUUCACGGAGCCCAUCCGCCGUCGAAACUCGUGGUGAAAGACAGCAUCGAGUGGUGCGCGGAUGUAUUGGACAAGUUUGUCCUCGCGGACCAAUCGGUCGGACACGGCGACGUCGUGGUGAGGAGUUACACGCCAGCCAAGGCGGGCCAGACAUGCAGCAUCAUUCAUAUUUACUGCAGCGAGAGAGAUGACGUACAGUUCAUCACGGACCCAGGAGUGUACAAGUGUGGCACUCUGAUCCUGGACUUGUCGGACACAAAGUACUUGCCCAAUGUUCCAGCCAGAAGGGAGAUUCAAACCAGGAUGGUGUUUGGAGAGACAGAAAUCAAAGUGAGCGCGUUGGAUGUCACGACACAGAAAUGUGUCAAGGCGGAUAUUGAUUUCCUCAAUCAGUGAGGCGUCAGGUUUGAACGCGUACGUUAAAUGUAUUGGUGCUGUUUGAAGUUAGAGGUCGAGUGCCUUAAUAUUUUGUAUGAUAUAGAGCUUAGGGACAGCAGUGUGCUUGUGUUUAGGUGCCUGUACUUCGUAAAAGACGUGCCCAAGUACCACAUACCUUGACGUGAAAAUGGAUGAGCCAAACUGUUGUAUGUAAGAGAUACCCAAUAACAGCCAUUGUAUAUAGAAAAACUGUCCUGUUGUAUCUUUACCUGAUGCUUGCUUCAUUGCUUGCAAUGUUUUUUUUUUUUUUUCAUUUUUUGCUGGCUGAUAGCAUUAAAGGGGUGUCAAACCUGAAGAGAGGGCUUGAUCUGUAUACCCUCAAGUGCUCUUGAAUUACACCCAUAAGCUAGGGUACAACUGUGAAAUACUACUACAUGAAUAACAAAAGUGUAAGCACCAUGUAACUUUGAAUUGUCAUGCAUUGUGUAUCAAACAGUAUCACAAUAAUGAUAAAUUGAGGUAACAUUUCUUCCAUGCCAUACACGUGAUAUCGUGAGAGACGAAUUUUAAUGCUUCCCACAAGACUUGACAUGCAGUUUACAGCGAGCUGUAAGCUCUGCAUUGGAAUGCCUGCAUAAAUUUCAACUGCCCAGACUGCCCGCGAGGCUUUCUUUCCUAUUCUUUCCUGUCCGCACAUUUGGUAAAUGUCUAUCGGGUGCUCCAAUCAAGUUUACAGCUGGACACGAUUUUUUGGUUACAAACCAAUUUUUUAUUUUUGUUUGUCACAAUAUUUGAUUGAUCAAAUGCAGAAAACAAGUUCUAUGUACAGAUGAAGCAGAGCACAUUCUAAUAAUGCAGAAAUGCAGUAACGAUACAAUGCUUACUGGCUCAGUUACCUGAACCUUUACACUAACACAUAAAUGUUAUACAUGCUGGUUUACCGGUAACACGUUUUGCAGACAUAACUGCAAAUGCCGCUGCAUAGACGAGGUAUAGCACAAGUAAGUGCUUGCUUCACAUGAGACAGCUCAUUCUGUUUCAAAAUACAUUAUCCCGCUACACUGUAAAUUACGUGCACUGAAUAUAAAUGGUAAUGCCUUGAACAUUAUUUAAUUACUCUAUGUACAAAAGCACAACAAUGAAUAUAUUUUUCAACAGUCCGACGAAAUGCAGUGUGUUAUGCGUAGGAAACAGCCAUAUAUUACAUGCACAUCGUGCACGCUACUACGUUCCCAUGAUUUGUGCACAGUUGGCAAAUGCAUGCAAAGGCUCCAGUGCAGUAGCAGCUUCACAUGGUAUUAAUUCACUUUCAAAUAUUGCAGAGGUGCAGUGGCCUGCCUUUUGGGAGUAAAACCUGCUUCAACCUUCAGCCUUCCUGGAGGAGGCUGGCUAGAAUUGAUUUUUGGCUAGGUCAGGUUAUGCCAAAUUUCCCCCAAAAUUAUCUCUUGCCUUUACAAGUGACUUUACAUUCCACUCUGCUUGGCAACGAGUAACUUGCUAUUUCAGCAAACCCAAGGAACACAAACCUAGCCCUGUGUUUCGUUUCUUUUGCUCUCGUGUUUCUAGGUGCACAUUCCAGACUAAAAUCUUUAUAUGAUGCCUUGUAAAGCAACCGAAGAAGUAUGGGACUGCUAAUGUAGCAAGCUGUACAUAGACCUGUAAAAUCCUGCAAUAAAAAUCUGUCGUAUCAACCUUGCA
Messenger RNA from Ornithodoros turicata, 5187 nucleotides. RefSeq names its product heat shock 70 kDa protein 12A-like. Lineage: Eukaryota; Metazoa; Arthropoda; Arachnida; Ixodida; Argasidae. Bases 175 to 3507 code for a protein of 1110 amino acids. The transcript has 10 exons. The record is from RefSeq and is a predicted model, not a curated record.